AUGAUCAGUGCAUCGGCCGAGAACUUGUACAAGGGUAUCCAUUUCCACCCCAGUUACGCGUUCAUGGACCAACUUCUGACCGAGAUGUUCAGCCUUGCCAAAAUUCCAUGCCAUUUGCACGAGGUUGACGGCGCGUACAGCGACGAGCGAUUUCAUGCGUUUUGCUUGACACAGGACAAGUACAAUCCAGGCAAGGGUGGUGUGUUCGUGGAUGCAGUCAGAUGCCAAAACCAUGCAACCCAUUUGAUCACGGUGUCAAUGAUGAGUUUGAUCCAAGGGAAUUUGCUUUCAAAGUUGUACCAGCUUAGCGUAUUUCUGGCCAAUCUUGGUUAUGUUCUUCGCCUUCAACUGGCUCUGAAAGAGUGGAUAUUGGAACAUCUGGAAGUACAUGAGUUCAGUGACACGCAAGCCCUUCAACCAGAUCCUCUCAUGACUGAAAUCGUAGACUACCUGGUAGCAUCACACCACCAGCAGCAGCAGGAAGGAUCCAAACGAGCUACAGCUUUUGACAGGCACAUUCGGGCUUUUCGGGACAUGUGGAACGGCAGGGUAGAGUAUGUGAGACACAUAUUGCUAAAUCUCUCAGCUUUGAUCUACCACAGGAAAGCGUACUACGAAGAGCUUUCAAAGCAGUCUGAGUUGGAAGCAAGCUACAAAAGAGCGUCUAAAGCCUCUUCAACCAUCCAGCACUGCACCCAGCAGCAGGGCAAUUCAGCAUUGCAGGACCAGAAAGAGACGUGUCAGCAUGUGGCUUCAGGCCGAGCAGCUGUGGAUGAAUCUGUCAUUUGCUUGCCGCAGCAGCCAUCUGCGAAUGGGACAGCAUGGCCGAUGAAUCCUUGGAUAUUGAGUGCAGAGGUUUUGGAGAGAGAUGCUGACCUACCUGUCCUGUGCAACAGCAUCCACAACACAUUGGCCGAGAUGUCUCAAGCAAGUUCCUCCGCUGCAGAUUUGCUUGGAAUGAGGUUGUCUAAUGAUAUGCACUACACUGCUUUUGUUUCCCGUAUCAAGCAAUCCUUCGUCUCUUUGGUUUCAGCAUGUGGGCCUAUAAGUGAUGCUGCAAAAGAGCCCAUACUCCUUUGUUGCAGCAUUGUCGGAUCUGACAAGAUUGAAAGAGAUACUUAUGCUUGGUUGCUUGCGCCAGCUGCCGUCAGUGGCCCUCAUCAAGCCAGACAAGUCUUUGCUUUGUGCCAAAUAAUUGUGGUAGCUGAGGAAGAUUCUAUUGUGCUUGAUUUGCAAUCGUUGCCUUACAUUCCAUCAUCGGUUCCGUUCGCAUCACAUUCUUUGCCAGUGGGACCAUUGCAGCACAUGAACCAAGACGAGUUUGCUGUGCACAUUGUUUGUAGCUGUGGUGAUGCUUUGGAUGUGCAACCAGAGGAAGUUAGAAUUGAGCGCCUGGCUUUCGAAAACAUUACCUUGAGCCGGGUGAAGGUCAUCGGAAUCUGGGGUAGUUUCCUGCCAAUAUGCAUCAAAAUGAAUGAAGAGACGGUGGUUCCUUGCGAGCCUGGCGUGAACAAGCUUCCUCCUCCAAAGAAAUCCAAAGUGAAGCACAGCUCUGCUGUGGAUUUACUUGACCUGGUGUGUGUUGAUGCAUGCAGGGAUUCCAAGAAAAACUCCUGCAAAUCAUCGACGGCAAUCCCCAAGUCAAGCGCGAAGAUCAGGAAAGCUAUCGUUGAAGAGUUCCUGGCAGAACAAUGCAGCGAGAACGAGAUUGUCGACACGUCCUCUUUCUUUCCAGCAGAGGAUCUCCUUUUGCCAAAGGAGAAUCAGAGUCGCGCUUUGAUCAAAGCUGUGGGAGAUGCAAGUGUUGCUGAAACCCUGGACCAUCAAGCAGCGAAAUCGUUGUUGGAAGCUGUUGGUGCAUGCCAAGAGCAGCAUUCGAGUAAGGUAGAGAUCGAGUGUGACUUUGAUGAGUCAGAUGAGGAAGUCUCAGCUGAAAUAUCCACAUUUACAGAUGCGGACAAAGACACGGCCACUUCCGUCAGUGUCAAUGAUUCUGAUAUCCCUGGCAGUGAUCAACAGCAAAACCAAAUGAGGCAAAGGAGUGAUGUGCUCGAUUUGCUGACGUCAUCACAGCAAGAAGCGAGCGCAGGUGCAAGUGCAAGUUCAACAUCAUUGCCUACACCGACAGUGCCUUCUAUAGUGAACACUACCUUGAAGCAGCUUCCUGAUGGAUCGUCCUUGGUUCUUCGUGCCUACAAGAACUUCAGGAUCUUCGAAAAGUGCAAGUCCAGACUCGACAUCAUCCCCUUUCAAAUUCGCUUUGGCUACGGAGGGGACAUCACUACCAGUGGAGGUGGAGGAGCCAAGGGAUCCAAGUCUAAGAAGGUUCCCAAGCAACAUGCCAAGCCCAAGGGACCUUGCAAGAAGCCAGCCGCAUCUCGAGCAUCGAUGCAAAAGGCAGCGUCCUCCACCACAAGCCCAAAGAAGCGACCUUCUGGUCGUCCUUCCAAAAGGCCUGCUGCUGAGAUGCGGAAUCAGAAUCCUGAUCCUGAUUCACAGAAUUUCUUCACCACCGAGGAUGGCAUUUUCAUGAGCUUUGACUACAUCGUCCCUCUCACGAAGCAGCAAGCCAACCUGCUUCCCAUGUCGGAGAAGCUGGAACUGAUGGAGGACGAGAUUUACCAGGAAUGGUUCGAGAUGAAGGAGCACAAUGCAUCCUUUUUUGAGCCGAGUACCGCUUUGCCAAUCUUCAUGGAAUCUCACUUGAGAGAGCGGGGAUUUCCAGAACCUAUGAUUCAGGUCGAGAGCAACUUCGAGGCCUACACCAAAGAUCUCGAUGAAUGGGAAAGCAACCGCCGGGAAGGCAAGCGCUUUCGACACAAUUCGAACUCUGUGGAGGCUGAGACCAAGAACUCGUUGACCACGAGGCAGCUCAAAGGAUACCUAUGGACCAAAGAGCUCCUGCAGAAGCAUGGCGAGGAGAGCUUGUGGAAGAAAAGCAAAGCUACGACCAUUGUUCAUAUGAACAAACCAAUUUCAGGAAUGCUCAGAGACAAGUGGAUCCUUGGAGCAAUCGACGUCUACGAAGACUCCAGCCACAGCGCUGUUCGUCGACAUGAUGUUUGUAGCGGUGAUGACAAGGCAGAUGCUGAUGCAGCUUGGAAUGCUUUGUCCAAUCAGGUGAAGCCAACUGUUGAGACCGAUGAGGACGAUCCUGGCACUAUGCAACUGAAGUGUUCCAAGAAGAUCAAGCUACAGACCGAGGAGGGCGAGGAAUCCUUUGCAGAUCUUUGGGGGGUCUCCUUCAUAGUCGGUGCCGAGGGCAGUGGCCAGGUGAAGGGAAAAGCAUCUGAGUAUUCUCGGGACUUUGACAUCACAGAGAGGGCUAUUCAACAGGUUGAGGACCUCAAGACCAGUGUGUCCAACGAAGCUAGCUUCCUGUCUGUGAACUAUGGCAAAGCCCAAUCAGUGCUGGACAAGAUUUCAGCUCGCAACACGGAGUCCAUGCAGAAGCUCUACCGGGAAGCCACGCAACAAGGUGCCAACGCAGUUGGCAUUGAAUUGCUCAGACGAACGAUUCAAGCAGAAAAGCAAGCCUCUGCCAUUGCUUCAUUCGUUGCCGCACUUCACGACAAUGAGGCUUCAUCGCAGACUCUACAGCAAACCAUGGAAGCUGCUCGUUUGGAGAGUAUGGUGAUUCCUUCGAGUGCUGACAAGAUUGGCAAGUUGAAGGAGUUGGCCAAGGCUUCGGACUGGACAGCCUACCUUCGCGACUUGGACAUUGACACCGGCCUUGCGAAGAUCUUUGACGCGCAAAACACGAGUGAGAUCUUUGAUUUCCAGGCAUCGUCUAUGACAUCUUCUUUGAAGACUAUGCUGAUGCAAGAAUUGAAGAUUGAGCAGAAGCCGUUUGAUGGGUCACCUGAUGACAAGGAUGCGGUCAAAAAGUAUGAGGAGGAGAAGAAGGAUUGGCAAGAGUCAGCUGCUCAGGCCAAGGAUCAAAUGCUAAAGCUUGCCCUGCUUUGCCAGCACGUGCUGAAGCCAGCUAAUGAAUCCUUGAGUCAAGACAGCAUUGACCAAAUCAAGGAAGCUCGUUCCACUUUGAUCCAGUCCAAGGACAAGGGCACCUUUCACGAUGCCUUGACGCUGUUUCCUGUGGGGAUGUUUAUCCAGCAGUCUGCAGCUGAUAUGAUUGCCAGCUACUUUGACAAGGGCUUGAGUGGUGAUAUUGACGUAGCCCUGGAGAUUUGUGAUGGCUUGAAAACCUAUACUGCUGAUUUGCUUCUCAAAGACAAACCCAGUGGUGAGACAGCCAAUGGAGAGCGUGGAAUUGAUGUGGAAUUUGUCCUCCCAAACAACAACAAGCUGGCGGAGUUGGCGCAGAAAGUUUGCUUGCUAGAGGAGAAUGCGUCUGCUCGGCUGAAGGCCGAAAGGGAGGACGAUAUCAGGAAGCUUGAAAGCAAAAUGCUUGAGGUCGUGAGCGCGCUUUACUCUGCCACAUCCAUCAAGUUCGCGAGGAAGCAUGGGUCCUUCAUUGAGCAAGCCUUCGAUGCUCUUAUUGAGGGCAAGGUGGAUCCGAGCGCUGAUGCCGUCAUGGCGUUGAGCAAUCGCUUGAAUGAUUUGGCAGGCACAAGCUUCUUGCCAUGUUCCAAGACGGUUCUUCUCAAAGCUUUGGGCGAAAAGCGCUAUUCCAAAUUCGAGGUGGUCAUGAAUGACAACAAGACUUUCUACGCCAGCUUCAAGGCCGCCUACCCGAGCCUGGUCUCUUUGGUAGCCAAGCCAAAGGAGAUCGUUCCUUCUGGGCUAUUGAAUGAGGCCUUGGAAGACUUCAUGUCUCACUUGUCAAAUGAUGCCAUGCUGCUCCAAAUUGAAUUCGGAAAGCUUGUGGCGGAGUUCAUUUGCCUCUGCGGCAUGGAUGAGGUGGACGUGAAUGGAUUGCUAUCGAAGAAAGUGGUGGGAGAGUUUGGAGAUGCAAACGAGGUUGAGGUCCAGGGCGACAUGUACUCCCGCAUUUUCCAGCUCUUCUUUGAGAAGGUGGACGAGAACAAGCAAGUGAUGCAGGUUAAGGAUGCUUCUGGCGCUGAGGUGUCUCUGCCUUGUUCUGCGGUAUGCUUCGGUUCGUCUCUUCUACCUCUGGCAAAGAAGAUUCUCUAUUUGGAGGAGGUUGUGGAGCAGGCGUCCAAGUUGCCUACGGUUGCAGACAACCUCCCCACUGCCCAAAAGGAAGGCAAGGAAUUGCUCGAGAAGACAGCAAUGCAGUUCAUGCUGCAGAAUGGGUUCGAACCUUUGCAAAUGUUGUUCAAAUGCCUUGUCUCAAUUGACACAUGCUUGGAACACGUCAAGUACAAGCCGGGCACGAAGGUCUUCAUGAAUUGCAAGGAGCGUUUGAACGGCAUUUUCAAGAGUAUGGUGAAUGUGAUUCGCGAGGAUAUGACCAAGGUUGAAGCACUCACCAAAACCACUCUUGAUGGACUUGCCAAAGACUAUGAUCUCGUGAAGAUGUUUGAGAGCGAGGACAUUGAGCCAGUGAUGGUUUCCAAAGCUUGUACAGACCCACGCACUGCCCAGCUCUUCGUUCUGUGCUCCCAGGGCGAGAGUGGCUUCACUAGUGCCAAAAACAGUGUGAGCAAGCUAGGGUCUCUUUGCCAUAGCGUUGAUGUUUUCCAAGAUGCUGCUCAGUGGGCAAAGGCCGCUGCGGCAGAUAUGUCUGGUUUCUUAGAUGAGAAGAGCGAGUCCGAGGACGCGAGCGAGUACGAAGAAGGCAGCGAGUCGGAGGAGGCCGAGAGACCUGUCCUGAAGCCUCGUUCUCCAGAGCACGAGGAGGCCGAGGAAGAGAAAAGGGACAAAAAGGCCGACAAGAGGCGUUCGAGGGACAGCCACCGUCACUCGAAGCACAAACGCUCCGAAAAGGAACACAAAGGGCGCUCUAAGGAGAAACACUCCAAGAAGGACAGGAAAGAAGACGAGGCAGAGCGCCGGGGAAGGAGCACAGAGAAGCGCCGAGGAGAGAAGCCGCCGGCAGAAACACGCAAGGGAGACCACAGGGCCGGCAAAGGCAAGCCGCAAAGUACGAAAGGCAAACCGCGAGGGUCUAGCGCAGGGUCGCGGGUGAAGUGCGACAUCUGUCACCAGUGGACCACGGGGCACGCCAGCGGCCAGCAGCAGCACAAGGGAUCCAAUCUCUUGCGCUUGACCUGGCAAGCGUGGAAUGCUUUGGCGCCUGAGAGUCGCCUCCAGGAGGGUGCGUGUGCAAGCUGCGAGAAGAGGGCAGCUGCUGCACAGCGCCGCCACAUGCGGUGGGACGAGUACGAGGAUGUGGUUGUGGACCCGGUCAUAGCUCUGGAGAAAGAAGAGCAAGACCGCGCCCAAGCAGCCGAAAAAGAAGCGCGCGAAGCCACAGCCUGUCUCAUCCUCUCCGUCGCCGCCUGCGCGGCGGCCCAAGAAGAGGAAGGACACCAGUUCGAGCAGCGACAGGGGUUCUGCGCGAACCGGCGGAACCCCCCCGAGGGGGUCGGGCGAUCUAUGUCCAGGCGCGACCUGCCCGAAGAGCCCGGCAGGCUGAAAGGCAAGACCUUUCAGUGCCGUCCGUGCUUGACGCUGCAAAGCUUGCUGUACAGGAACGUCGGCGCCGGGACGCUGGACAAGUGGACUCAAGACCAAAAGAAAGACUUCUUUCGCAAGGUCGAGGAAGAGAUGCUGCUUCGCGAGAAGGCCAUCACGAAGAAGCCAGGAAAGUCAGGCAAGCGCAAAAAGACCGACGAGAAGGAGGAGGAAGUGGAGGACGCGCAGGAAGACGAGUGGGACGUGGCCGCCCCACAGCCGAAGACAACUGCCGCUGCAAAGGCGAAAGGAAAAGCCUCCAAGGGCGGAGCAGCCGAAGAGACGCAGGCGGCCCAGGCGAAGCGACUCGCAAAGACGAACCAGAAGACGGACAAGGACAAUGAACGCACGCUAGGAGAAGCAGUCAAAGCUUUGGCAGCAUUGACGCCCCAAGUCAAGGCCCUGAUCACCGUGAAAACUCAGGCACAGAAGCUAUUUUUGCCUGUAGAGUCGAUAGAAGCAGCUCUGCAGGACACGCAGGAGAAGAAGACUGCGGCCAACAACGUGGUUAUGGCGGGAAACCACGUCGCGGCCCACGCGAUCAAGUCCCUCCUCUCCGAGACGAGGAAGACCAUCAAGGCGCAGAAAGACCGUCUGGCCGAGGAGAAGGAAGCGCAAGAGCAGAAGCACGCCCGGCAUGGUGAGGAGAUACACGGAGUUCUGAUAUCGAACAAGCGAGUGCAUCUCUACGGUCCUCGCUUUGCGGACGUUGGCGUCCACCACAAUUUGCGCACUAUGUUUGCUGACAUGGGUCCAGUCCAGGUCGACUCCUCCGAGGAUGAGACCUCUGCAAAGCAAGAAUCCUUGCCUAUGAAAUCUGGCUUGGCUGAAGAGACCGUCGACGUCCUGGAACCAUUGGAGGCUGAAUUGGAAGCUCGGAUGUCAUGGGACGGUGAGCUGUCCACAUGCGUCAUCCAUAUGGGGAAAGCCUUGAAGGUGGUGCGAGACACGCUCCGCCCUGCGCGGGCGGAGCUUCAACGCAGUUCUGUCUGCGUCGACGGAUCUGCGGGCGCUUUCGAUUUCGAUUCCUCAUCUGGCGCGAGUGCAUGA
Durusdinium trenchii is the source of this 7590-nucleotide messenger RNA. Lineage: Eukaryota; Dinophyceae; Suessiales; Symbiodiniaceae. The record is from the annotation of a GenBank genome assembly.